Messenger RNA from Rubroshorea leprosula, 2683 nucleotides. NCBI's taxonomy places the organism in Eukaryota, Viridiplantae, Streptophyta, Magnoliopsida, Malvales, Dipterocarpaceae. The record is from the annotation of a GenBank genome assembly.
GCAUAUUCUGUCUCAAGGACUUCCAUGUCUAAGAGUGAAAUUUCUAUUUCUGAGCUUAUCUGACUGCCUUGAGCAUUAGGCACCGGCUUUAUGUGUUUUCAUCACUAUGAAUUAAUGAAUUCCACUGUUGAAGGCCAAAUAAAUUCCACUGGUUUGAAAAGGUGAUUUUUUUUUUUUUUUUGGAAAUUUAAUUUUUGGAUUGCGCUUCAAUGGAUAGUGAAAGCCCGGCAGAGACGAAGAAAGGAAAAUCAAAGGCUCCCAAAAAGGCUAAAGAAAGCAUUCUCAAGCAAAAAUCUCCGGCCGAGUUCUUCGCGGAGAACAAGAACAUUGCCGGCUUCGAUAAUCCUGGAAAAUGCCUGUAUACUACAGUUAGAGAACUUGUAGAAAAUGCUCUUGAUUCAGCAGAGUCGAUAUCCGAGCUUCCUGUGGUAGAAAUAACGAUAGAGGAGAUUGGGAGGAGCAAGUUCAAUUCCAUGAUGGGUCUUGUUGAUAGGGAACGUGUUGAUGCGGAAUUAUAUGAUGAUUAUGAGACAGCUAAGGCUCGUGAGAGACGAUUAGCAAAGGAAGCUAAGGUUCAGGAAACACAAGCAAAGAAUGCUGCCCUUGGGAAGAAAGUGAAAGAACCUGCAUCUGCAAAGGGCAUUAAGGGUCGAGGUGAGGCUUCAUUUUACAGGGUGACAUGCAAGGACAAUGGAAGAGGAAUGGCACAUGAUGACAUCCCAAAUAUGUUUGGACGAGUUCUAUCUGGAACAAAAUAUGGCUUGAAGCAAACACGAGGGAAGUUUGGUCUUGGUGCAAAAAUGGCAUUAAUUUGGUCCAAAAUGAGUACUGGACUUCCAAUAGAGAUCUUAUCAUCAAUGAGAGGACAAAACUAUAAAUCAUUCUGCAGGCUCGAUAUAGACAUUCAUAGGAACAUUCCUCACAUUCAUUUACAUGAAAAACGGGACAACCAAGAUCCAUGGCAUGGAGCUGAAAUUCAAGUGGUCAUUGAGGGAAAUUGGACAACUUACCGUUCAAAGAUAUUGCAUUACAUGCGACAAAUGGCUGUUAUCACCCCUUAUGCACAAUUUCUAUUCAAAUUUAUAUCAGAUGCUUCUGAUAAAAGUGUCACCAUAAGGUUUGCAAGGAGGACAGACGUUUUGCCUCCAGUUCCUGUUGAGACAAAGCACCAUCCCUCAUCUGUUGAUUUACUACUGAUCAAACGCCUUAUUGCUGAAACUUCAAAACAGAACCUUCUGCAGUUUCUUCAGCAUGAGUUUGUAAAUAUCAGAAAGUCGCUUGCUGAACGAUUAAUUGGAGAAAUGGGUCCAGAAUUCAGUCCAAAAAUGGCUGUUAAGUCUCUAACUGAUCAGCAAAUAGUUCGUAUCCACCAGUUGUUUCGUCAAGCCAAAUUUGAUGAUCCUAGUGGUGAUUGUCUUAGUCCUGCAGGUGAGUACAAUCUUCGCCUAGGAAUAAUAAAGGAGCUUCAUCCAGACAUGGUUGCAACUUAUUCUGGGAGUGCUCAAGUUUUUGAGGGGCACCCCUUCAUUGUAGAAGCUGGUGUUAGUGUGGGUGGCAAAGAUGUUAAGCAAGGUUUGAAUAUUUUUCGAUUUGCAAACAGAAUACCACUACUCUUUGAGCAAGGUGGUGAUGUUGUCACGAGGACUGCCCUAAAGAGAAUUAAUUGGGGUAGUUACAAGAUCAACCAGACACAAGAUAAAAUUGGUGUUUUUGUGAGCAUCGUAAGCACUAAAAUACCCUUUAAAGGGACCGGGAAGGAGUACAUUGGAGAUGAUAUCACUGAAAUAGCUACUGCUGUCAAGUCUGCAAUUCAGCAGUGCUGCAUCCAGCUAAAAUCUAAAAUAGUGAAGAAAAUGCAGGCUCGUGAGCAGCAGGAGAGAAAACGUAACUUGAGCAAGUAUAUUCCUGAUGCUACUAAUGCUGUAUAUGAUGUUCUAAAAGAAAUGGCAAAGUCACAUUCAUCAAAAAGGAAACGUUUUGAGGAUGAGGAUACAGAUAUUCUUAGGAAAGUAUCUGCUCAACUGAUUACAAAAGAAACGCUCAAGGAGAAGCUUGCCCAACAUGUCGAAAAGGUGGACUAUGAGAUGGCAUUGGAGUAUGCAACACAGAGUGGAGUUAGCGAGGAACCCAGAGAAGAUAUAUACUUGCAAUUGCUGGAUGCUAAUGCUAACUUCCUUGAUUUCCACAGUCCUAUAUUCGUCUUCAGACUCUUUCAAUAGGAACUGUCCAGAUGUUGCCCGUAUCUUGCUAACCUCACUGGAGGAAUAGUUACUACUACACAGGCUGGCCAUUUUUAUUGGUGAGCGUUUCCCUGUAUCCAAUGAAGAGUCCUGGUUGAAUGUAAACCUGUUACUGCGGCCUUCAUAUCAUGAGAGUAAUUUUAGGUAUUAUAGCGACGGACCAGAUCAUUCAAAGGCGAAAUAAGAUUGCAAUGUGCCAACAAAGCUCAGGUGAUACUGUGCCAAAAAGGGAAAAAAAUCAGAGCUUAGGUGGUUUUAUUCAAUGUGCAUGCAUUUCUAUAAAGCAAAGCAAAGGUUUCCAUUUGCAUGGUUCUAAUUUUUAAUUUUUUGUUUUUAUUUUUUUAUACUUGGUAUAUAUUUUUUUUUUUUGACAUUAACCGCUUAGUAUUGUCUGGUAACCAUAUUGAUUCUUGAGUAAUUUGAAAUCAAGUUGGAUUGAAUCA